GAGCUAUCUUAUCUGCGCCGAAAUGCCAAGAGCUUUUUUUACGGGCCAACGCUAAUAUGGGACGUGGGCCUUCCAGACUGCCCUGGGCCUAUCUCGAGAUACGAGCACCCGCACGUGACCAGCCUGGCGCCUCCACAACGAUCCUCGGCAGAAGGGAGGAGAAUGCCCACGCAAGGGAGAUGCAAACCAACGGGCGCCGGACGCAAUAAACAAAGGGCUCAGAAAACGCAGAUAACUGGGAAUCAAAAAAAACCCCGAAUCCCACAGAAUUCCGAAUCGUGCCAAAAUCCCGAUCUGCAAAAGUCCGAUAUUCUAGACGUCCGAGCAAUUCGGCCAAGUCCGAAAAAAAAAAGUGCCGAGGUCCGGGCCGCGCAUCCGGCCCCCACAUUUCGCGCAAUGGCCCCGGACUUCAUAGGCUGGACGUUUCCCCCACACUCUUAUAUAAGAGCGUUCUGGCACCCCCAGAUUUUUGCAGCACUUUUUUCUCAAGCGUGGAUUCUCAACCAGAUAUACGUUUUUUUUUUAGGUUCGCACUUCUAGGUUUUGGUUCCCGAAUUCUCAGAACACAGAAUUCCUGAAUUCGUCCCAGACUGCCCGACGACCCUUUUCGAGCCCUUCCAUUUUUUGGUUUUCGAUCGUCCG
This is a messenger RNA of Metschnikowia bicuspidata var. bicuspidata NRRL YB-4993, 642 nucleotides long. RefSeq lists its product as uncharacterized. The transcript has a single exon. NCBI's taxonomy places the organism in Eukaryota, Fungi, Ascomycota, Pichiomycetes, Serinales, Metschnikowiaceae. The record is from RefSeq and is a predicted model, not a curated record. The coding region runs from base 163 to 540 and encodes 125 amino acids.